AGCUCCAUAGAGACAGUGCCGGGGCAAGUAAGAGCCGGACGGGCACUGGGCUACUCUGUGCGGCGCUGAGGGAAAGUAAUCAAAAUGGGCAAAGGUGAUCCCAAGAAGCCGAGGGGGAAAAUGUCCUCAUAUGCCUUCUUCGUGCAAACCUGCCGGGAGGAACACAAGAAGAAGCAUCCAGAUGCUUCUGUGAACUUCUCAGAAUUUUCUAAAAAAUGCUCAGAAAGGUGGAAGACAAUGUCUGCUAAGGAGAAAGGAAAAUUUGAGGACAUGGCAAAAGCUGAUAAGGUUCGUUAUGAAAGAGAAAUGAAAACCUACGUACCACCUAAAGGAGAAACAAAAAAGAAGUUUAAGGAUCCCAAUGCGCCGAAGAGGCCUCCUUCAGCAUUUUUCUUAUUCUGUUCUGAGUAUCGUCCAAAAAUUAAAGGGGAGCAUCCCGGUCUUUCUAUUGGAGAUGUGGCAAAAAAAUUGGGAGAAAUGUGGAAUAAUACUGCUGCAGAUGACAAGCAACCUUAUGAAAAGAAGGCAGCUAAACUGAAGGAAAAAUAUGAAAAGGAUAUUGCUGCAUACCGGGCUAAAGGAAAGCCUGAUGUUGGGAAAAAGGGAGGAGUUGUCAAGGCUGAGAAGAGCAAGAAAAAGAAGGAGGAGGAGGAAGAUGAAGAAGACGAGGAGGAAGAUGAAGAAGAUGAUGAGGAGGAUGAAGAAGAUGAUGAUGACGAUGAAUAAGUUGGUUCUAGAGCAGUUUUUUUUCUUGUCUAUAAAGCAUUUAACCCCCCUGUACACAACUCACUCCUUUUAAAGAAAAAAAAAAUUGAAAUGUAAGGCUGUGUAAGAUUUGUUUUUAAACUGUACAGUGUCUUUUUUUGUAUAGUUAACACACUACCGAAUGUGUCUUUAGAUAGCCCUGUCCUUUAGUGGUAUUUUCAAUAGCCACUAACCUUGCCUGGUACAGUAUGGGGGUUGUAAAUUGGCAUGGAAAUUUAAAGCAGGUUCUUGUUGGUGCACAGCACAAAUUAGUUAUAUAUGGGGAUGUAGUUCAUUUUCAUCUUCAGUUGUCUUUGAUGCAGCAUAUGAAAUAAUUGUUGUUCUGUUAACUGAAUACCACUCUGUAAUUGCAAAAACAAAAAAAAAGUUGCAGCUGUUUUAUUGACAUUCUGAAUGCUUCUAAGUAAAUACAAUUUUUUUUAUUAGUA
Trichosurus vulpecula (common brushtail) is the source of this 1193-nucleotide messenger RNA. Its product is annotated as high mobility group protein B1-like. The transcript has a single exon. Gene Ontology annotation, cellular component: nucleus. Lineage: Eukaryota; Metazoa; Chordata; Mammalia; Diprotodontia; Phalangeridae. The record is from RefSeq and is a predicted model, not a curated record. Bases 85 to 726 code for a protein of 213 amino acids. Gene Ontology annotation, molecular function: DNA binding, bending. Gene Ontology annotation, biological process: regulation of transcription by RNA polymerase II.